AACAGAAGAAGAAAGAAGCGGAAGUUCGCGCCGAACAGACAAAAAAGCAAACCGCGUGUAGUUGAGUUGAAAACAUUGAAAAUGAUGAAAGAGUUGGUCAAAGAGCGACUCAUGGCGGCCGCCGACGACAUAUUCGCGCUGUUUGAAAGAACGAUAGCGUCGUACGAGGAGGACAUCUCCCGCGCAAGAGAGGAGAAGGAGCGACAUAAGCCUCACAUUGGAGACGUCCAGCAGAUGAUUGGUGGACAAGAGCAACUUCCUGCUCAGCCACAGAGGGGCAGCGCCACUUUAAAGCGGGAAGAUCCACAGCACCCCCGCAUUAAAGAGGAAGAGGAGGAGCUUGGAAUCCCUCAGGAGGCGGAUAUCGUCAAGUCGCCACUGGCUGGUGUCUUUGUGAGGACUGAACACUGUCCAAGCGAGGACAACAAAGGGGCGGAGCCUCCACGAUAUCGCUCACCACAACACAUGCCACUACCGGCUAAUGGAGACAACUGCGGAGGAUCUGAAGCAGACGACCUCUUAGCUCCAUUAUCCGACAGUGAGGACGCUCCUGAGGAUGGAGACUGGCACGACGUCCACAAACCUUUGAGCGCGGACUGUGAACGUGACGCCAGGACCCACACUGGCGACAAACACUCUGAAUGCUCUCAAAAGAAGACGACUAGAAAAGGUUUCACCUGCUCAGUUUGCCAUAAACUCUUUACUAAGAACUUCCAUUUGAAUGAGCACAUGAGAACGCACACAGGAGAAAAACCUUUCUGUUGCCCAAUUUGCGGAAAAAGCUUUUCUCUUAAAAACAACAGGAACGUGCACCUGCUGACGCACAGGACCGAGAAACCCUUCCGUUGUUCAGUUUGCGGCAAAACGUUCUCUCGAAAGGUAAACAUGGAGUCGCACAUGAUCACGCACACAGGCGGGAAACCCUUUGAAUGCUCCGUUUGCGACAAGAGCUUCUCCUACAACACUAAUUUGAUCACACACAUGCGGACACACAAAACAGAAAAGUCCUUCAGGUGCUCCGUUUGUGGUAGAGGAUUCCGCCAGCGGGUCAACAUGGUCUUGCACAUGCGGACGCACACGGGAGAAAAACCUUACAGUUGCCCGCUCUGCGGUAAAAUAUGUUCCCUGAAGGCCAAUUUGAAUCGCCACAUGAAAACGCACACAGGAGAGAAGCCACAUUUUUGUUCACUUUGUGCCAAAACAUUCGCUCGGCGCCACACUUUGACAGCACACAUGUUGACUCACAGCAGAAAAUAAAAGGUCUCCCGUCCUGUUUGUGCUAAACGUUGGAAGCCACCUAGAGAACUGUGUGCAUCUUAACACAUGACCUCAUAAACUCUAAGUUGGUGUGCUGCUAAAAUAAGCAAAUAAGUGUUGUAUUGCCCACAAUUAUUGAUGAUUGUCUAUAGUUGUGUUUAGUUUGUGUUGCAAAACAUUAUUUGUGAUAAAGAGGAUUUUGA
This is a messenger RNA of Entelurus aequoreus (snake pipefish), 1460 nucleotides long. Its product is annotated as gastrula zinc finger protein XlCGF8.2DB-like. Gene Ontology annotation, cellular component: nucleus. The coding region runs from base 82 to 1257 and encodes 391 amino acids. Gene Ontology annotation, molecular function: DNA-binding transcription factor activity, RNA polymerase II-specific; RNA polymerase II transcription regulatory region sequence-specific DNA binding. The transcript has 2 exons. Gene Ontology annotation, biological process: regulation of transcription by RNA polymerase II. The record is from RefSeq and is a predicted model, not a curated record. NCBI's taxonomy places the organism in Eukaryota, Metazoa, Chordata, Actinopteri, Syngnathiformes, Syngnathidae.